Messenger RNA from Amphiprion ocellaris (clown anemonefish), 2325 nucleotides. RefSeq names its product scavenger receptor cysteine-rich type 1 protein M130-like. The coding region runs from base 68 to 1084 and encodes 338 amino acids. Gene Ontology annotation, cellular component: membrane. The record is from RefSeq and is a predicted model, not a curated record. NCBI's taxonomy places the organism in Eukaryota, Metazoa, Chordata, Actinopteri, Pomacentridae. The transcript has 4 exons.
GGAUAGAAUUUUUCCAAAUAUUGAACCUUCUGAUCUUCUAUCUCCUCCUGCAGACUCUGUGAGGCUGAUGGGUGGGACUCACCUGUGUUCAGGUAGACUGCAGGUGAAGUGGAACCAGGUGUGGUCCUCAGUGUGUUCAGAUGGAUUUGACCUGCAGGAUGCUGAGGUGGUCUGCAGGGAGCUCGGCUGUGGUUCUCCUUCAGUGUUUGAGGGGGAACUGUAUGGAGAAGCUCCAGAGUGGAGCACAGAGUUCCUGUGUGGAGGCCAUGAGUCUGGUUUGCUGCACUGUGACCACUCAGAUAGAGACACCUGCUCAACUGGCACCACCAUCACACUCACCUGCUCAGCUCCAGACCAUGUGAGGCUGGUGGGAAACAGCAGCACCUGUGCAGGUGAGCUGCAGAUGAAGGUCCAGGGAGAGUGGAGGCCCGUGGUGGACCAAGACUGGGACCGGAACCAGAACCGGACAUCAGCAGCAGCAGCAGUGUGUUCUCAGCUCGGAUGUGGUUCUGCCGUGGCUAUAAAUGUAGAGGACUUUGAAUUGGACCGGCCCGUGUGGUUGAUCAAGUCCUCCUGCUUCCAGUCGGCUGUUUCCCUCCUGGACUGUCUGGUUCUGGACGAUGUGACUGAAGACUUCCUGAGUCUGCAGGUGAUCUGCUCAGAUCUGCUGGUUCAACCAAACAUCUCCGUGUCUCCGUCCCAUGAUGAAGUCCAGCAGCAGAAGGUUAAGGUCCUCAUGGGCUCCAACUUCAGCAUCAUCUGCUCCACCAGGCCUCAGUAUCCAGGAGGUUCCUUCCAGCUCGUCUUCACCUCCUCCAGCACAACGUUCAACUACGUCCUUCCAACUGUCACACAUUGGGCCGUUUUCCUGUUUCCUGCUGCAGAAGACCUCCACAGAGGGACGUACACCUGUAUUUACCACCUCAACGUUUUCUCCUAUAACUUCUCCUCCACCAGCCAGUCCAUCUAUCUCAUCCCCUCAGCUCCUCUGAUGGAUUUGAUCAUCAGACUUAUCGUCCACCUGUUGGUGAUGGUUCUUCUCGUCACUGUCACCUGCUUCUACUCUGGAAAACUGUACGUAUAAUAUAUGUUUAAUAUAAAAAGAAAACACUACGUCUAAUAAAUCCAUCCAUCCAUCGACUUCCGCUUAUCCGGGGCCGGGUCGCGGAGGCAGCAGGCGAAGUAGGUCACUCCAGAUGUCCCUUCCCCCAGCGACGCUUUCCAGCUCUUCCUUGGGGAUCCUGAGGCUUUCCCAGGCCAGACGAGAUAUAUAAUUCCUCCAGAGGGUCCUGGGUCUGCCCCGGGGUCUCCUCCCAGGCGGACGUGUUCGGAAAACCUCCAAAGGAAGUCUCCCUGGAGGAUCUGAAUCAGAUGUCCAAACCACCUCAGCUGGUCCCUUUAGAGGUGAAGAAUCAGCAGCUCUGCUCCGAGCUCCCUCUGGAUGUCUGAGCUUCUCCCUCUAUCUCUAAGGAUGAGCCCAGACACCCUACGGAGGAAGCUCAUUUCAGACGCUUGUAUCCACGAUCUCAUUCUUUGGGUUACUACCCAGAGCUCAUGACCAUAGGCGAGGGUUGGAACGUAGAUGGAUGGUAAACUGAGACCUUCUCCUUGAGGCUCAGCUCCCUCUUCACUAAGACGGUUCGGUACAACGCCUUCAUUACUGCUGACGCUGCACCAAUCCUCCUGUCUAUCUCACGCUCCAUUUUCCCAUCACUUAUGAACAAGAUCCCAAGAUACUUGAACUCCUUCGCUUGGGGAAGCAACCAUACUCCCUCAGUACCCCAUACUCCCUCAGUACCCCAUACUCCCUUCGUACCCCCCACAGAGCCCCUUGGGGGACACGGUCGUAGACCUCGAUCAGAUCCACAAAACACAUGUAGACUGGCAGGUCGAACUCCCAUGACCUCCUCAGCAGCUCCGCAAGAGUAAAGAUCUGAUCCACUGUUACACGACCGGGACGGAAUCCGCAUUGCUCCUCCUGAAUCCAAGGUUCGACAAUCAGUUGGAGCCUCUGUUCCAGCACCCUAGAGUAAACUUUCCUGGGGAGGCUGAGAAGUGUGAUACCCCGGUAGCUGGAGCACACUAUCCGGUCCCCCUUUUUGGAAAUGGAGACCACCACCCCGGUCUGCCACUCCACAGGUACCAUACCUGAUGCCCACACGACACUGUAGAGACAUGUCAGCCACAAGACAGUCCAACAAUGUCCAGAGCCUUCAGCAUCUCAGGGCGAAUCUCGUCCACACCUGGCGCCUUUCCACCAAGGAGCUUCUUAACUACCUCGGCGACCUCUGCCACGGAUAUGGGUGAAGAUUCCCCCCGAGUCUU